Messenger RNA from Ooceraea biroi (clonal raider ant), 844 nucleotides. RefSeq lists its product as uncharacterized. NCBI's taxonomy places the organism in Eukaryota, Metazoa, Arthropoda, Insecta, Hymenoptera, Formicidae. The record is from RefSeq and is a predicted model, not a curated record.
AUGGAUCACGGUGUCAAGUACCUGAUACUUUCAGUGCUCUGUCUGGUAUUAUCGGGAUACGAAGCGGACGAUAACUACGAAACGAUUCUAUCGAGGAAACGACGGUACGUCGUUUUUCCCGAAGGCUCCACAUUUUCCAUCGCACUCUGCAUGACCGUGCACACUCUGACUUCGGACAACAUCUUCACGGAGGGACUCAACUGGGGCAUCUCGUACGACUUGCCCAACGAGAGCAAACCUGCGUUGGAGCCGUUUCUGGAGUUGAGAAACGAUAGACUCAAAGCCGGCAACAAGCACGACCGUUACGGUGCCACUGCGGUCGUUGACAGGAACACCGCCCUGAAAUAUUCUGGAUGGAAUAACGACAUCAAAUCUCAUUUCACCCCGAGCAGAAAAAAGUACCGCAAGUCAGAAUAUUACUACUUACAAAGGAGGCACCGACGAGAGCUUUACAACAAGCUUGAAGUCAUCAUGAACGCGAUGGGCUUUGACGGUAGAACGUGCAUUCUACGCGCACUUUGCGAAGCAUCCCAAAGAUUGAUGCCAAAAGGAAAUACGUUAGUGGAGGAGAUGAUGAGAAUAUCAUUUUCGCUACCCCUGAAGAGAGUGUUCUCGUUCGAGCCGCAGGAGCAUCACACAUACACCCAGGCACAUAAAGCCGGCCACGAGGGCAAGGACUGCGCCGCCAUGUUUCCCGGGUGCAGUUUCUCCCUCAUCGACUUGGCCCUCGGGAGAUAUAACGCACCCCCGUCCGAUCAGCCCGGGGAUCCUGCGGACUACACCGGAACUUUGGGCACUGAGGGAGAACCCGCUGCGGAUUGGCCCGGGUACAACAUGAAGUGAA